This is a messenger RNA of Ustilaginoidea virens, 1608 nucleotides long. RefSeq lists its product as uncharacterized. Gene Ontology annotation, biological process: maturation of SSU-rRNA; ribosomal small subunit assembly; translation. Gene Ontology annotation, molecular function: structural constituent of ribosome. The transcript has 6 exons. The coding region runs from base 1 to 1608 and encodes 535 amino acids. Lineage: Eukaryota; Fungi; Ascomycota; Sordariomycetes; Hypocreales; Clavicipitaceae. The record is from RefSeq and is a predicted model, not a curated record. Gene Ontology annotation, cellular component: ribosome; cytosolic small ribosomal subunit.
AUGUCCGACUCAGACGAGUCAACUCUGAGGGAUCCUGCAUCCUCGACUCUAUCGGAAGAUUCCACUGUUGCCUAUCUCACUCCUCACUCAUCCAUCUACAGCGCGCCCGGUCCUGAUUCGUCUUCUAUUGACACCAGCAUACUUAUACCUAAAAACAGCAAAGUGAACUUCGCCUCCUACCAAAAAUACAUCUCCCGUUUUGCCACACUUCCCAAAGGAGCUGGAUUUUGCAAAAACUCCGUACCCGCUCACACCUCCGGUCAGGGCAUAUUCAGCUUAAGAACAAGAAAGAGCAUAUCUGGUCUUGCAACGGGUUUUCGAAACAAGAUGAAAGUGCGGAAGAAGACAGUUGGUUUCAUUGAGUAUCCGGUAUCUUGCUUCACUUGCCAUGUUUCAUUCAACAUGCCUGGUUCGUUCUGUCAUGUCUGUGGGAACGUUUGGGACAUUGCAACCGGCUGCCUGAACCUUUGCGAUGCUGAAGAGAACCCGGUCAAAAAGGGCCAAUAUCAAGAGAAGCAGGCGGCAGAAUCGAAUGCUGCACAUGCAAGGCAGCAGCACGAACCAAAUCCGCAGUUGUCAGAGCACCCUAUGAUAGCAUCCCUGAAGAUGACCCAACAGAAUGAGCUGCAACGAUUGCGGGACUUCAAGGCGGCCACUGAAAGCUCUAUGAGAGCACGAAAUGCCGCGCAAGAGAUUUCUUUGGCAAAGAAGCAGGCGGAAGACGAAGAAGCCACGAUACGAAGACAUUCAAAAGUCAUCGCCCAACUCGAAGAUCAUCAAAUAGGAGAGGAGUUAGACUUACGAACAGCACUAGACCAAGCGGCCCGGAGCAUCAAUGUUCGCAUCAAACAUAUGGAAGCGUACUGUGAUAAUCUGGGCCACAAAUCGAGUAGAGCCAGCCUCCCUCCUCGUAUAGUCACUGAACAAAAUCUGCGGGAUUUGGAACGUCAGUACAACCUACGGUUUGAUAUGGAACACCAACACCAGGCUAAGAUAAGCAUGAUGCGAAACCGCCAGUCAAGUAGGAUGGAAGAGCUUAUCCACAGGCACGGGAGCGAGCGAAAAAAAUUGGUGGACGGUCAUCAAAGAGCCAGAAUGGAGCUCAGCAACCAAAUAUUGAAGGACCAAGAGAUAUGCAAUACGAUUUUUGAAGAACGUCAAUCUCGACUAACAGCAAGAUGGAAUUUGGCUAUUGAAAUACAAUGCCGAGAACUUGAGGAGCAGACUGGAUUGAAGCGUGUCAUGCCCACCACUGGAGAGUCGGAAACCCUGUCGCAAGAGCACAAAAUACUAGCCAUACCACUUUUCACCACCGGCCAAGGAGUCUUCUGCCAACUUUUGCUUUUCCAGACAACAGCCUUCCACGUCGAUUCCUGUCAACAGCGAAAGCACGAUACUAUAAUGGAUUCCUCCAAGGCACCAGUCAAGUUGGUCAAGGUGACCCGUGUUCUCGGACGAACCGGCUCCCGUGGUGGUGUCACCCAGGUGCGCGUCGAGUUCAUGGACGAUCAGACCCGAUCCAUCAUCCGAAACGUCAAGGGACCCGUCCGUGAGGAUGACAUCCUCUGCUUGCUUGAAUCCGAACGUGAGGCCAGACGUCUGCGAUAG